Molecule: messenger RNA, 1372 nt
Organism: Raphanus sativus (radish)
Lineage: Eukaryota; Viridiplantae; Streptophyta; Magnoliopsida; Brassicales; Brassicaceae
Product: GDSL esterase/lipase At4g18970
Exons: 5
Coding region: 129-1211 (360 amino acids)
Molecular function (GO): hydrolase activity, acting on ester bonds
Source: RefSeq, a predicted model, not a curated record
UCCCUCCAUAUUCUUCUGACCUCUAUUAUAUACACCCAUUUACAUUCUUCACGUUCUCAAACCAGUAGCUCUUUCUCUCCUCUUCUUCGCGCAUUCUCUCUCUUACCGGAUAAGGUUUGUCUAGAGAGAUGGCUAGAGUUUGUGUAAUGAUUAUGAUGAUGGUAGCUAUGGUCUUGAACAUGGCUAUAGGUGAGCCUAUAGCACCAUGCUACUUCAUAUUUGGUGAUUCUUUGGUUGACAGUGGAAACAACAAUCAGCUUCAGUCCUUAGCGAGAGCUGAUUACUUCCCUUACGGCAUCGACUUCCAGUUUGGUCCAACCGGAAGGUUCUGUAAUGGAAAAACAACCGUCGAUGUCAUCACUGAGCUUCUUGGUUUCGAUGACUACAUUACACCGUAUUCUCAAGCAAGCGGCGAAGACAUCCUAAGAGGAGUAAACUACGCUUCUGCAGCUGCUGGUGUUCGAGAAGAAACUGGUCGUCAGUUGGGAGCUAGAAUAACGUUUGCAGGGCAAGUAGCUAACCACGUGAACACAGUGUCACAAGUGGUGAACAUACUCGGAGACGAGAAUGAAGCUGCUAAUUACCUAAGUAAAUGCAUCUACUCUAUAGGGUUAGGCAGUAACGACUAUCUCAAUAACUACUUUAUGCCUCUCUAUUACUCCACCGGGAACCAGUACUCCCCGGACUCCUUUGCCAACGACCUCAUCAACCGAUACACCGAGCAACUCAGGAUAUUGUAUAACAACGGAGCGAGGAAGUUUGCGCUAAUUGGUAUCGGUGCAAUAGGAUGUAGCCCUAACGAGCUGGCGCAGAACAGCAGAGACGGGAGGACAUGUGACGAAAGGAUCAAUUCAGCAAACAGGAUCUUUAACAGCAAGCUCGUGUCUCUGGUCGACUAUUUCAACCAAAACACACCGGAUGCUAAGUUCACUUACAUCAAUGCUUACGGUAUCUUCCAAGACAUGGUAGCUAAUCCUUCUCGCUAUGGGUUUAGGGUGACAAACGCGGGGUGUUGUGGAGUUGGGAGGAACAAUGGACAGAUAACUUGUCUUCCAGGUCAAGCUCCUUGUCUGAACAGAGAUGAGUUUGUGUUCUGGGAUGCGUUUCAUCCAGGGGAAGCAGCGAAUGUCGUGAUCGGUAGUCGAUCUUUUAGGAGAGAAUCUUCAUCUGAUGCUCACCCUUAUGAUAUCCAGCAGCUUGCUUUGCUUUAGUUCAUGAAAGUUCUUCCACACAGACAAAGAGAGAAAGAGAGAGAUUUAAUCUUUUGCUUUGUUUGAUACUUUUUUUUUUUUUGGUUGCAGAAGAACUGUUUCUGGUGUGGUCCGUUGAGCUGAUGUAUUAUGGUUCUAUAUAAUGACAUGAAUUUGCUGUU